Messenger RNA from Strigops habroptila (Kakapo), 757 nucleotides. RefSeq names its product dispanin subfamily A member 2b-like. The record is from RefSeq and is a predicted model, not a curated record. Gene Ontology annotation, cellular component: plasma membrane. Gene Ontology annotation, biological process: response to type II interferon; response to interferon-beta; host-mediated suppression of symbiont invasion. The transcript is spliced from 2 exons. The coding region runs from base 59 to 508 and encodes 149 amino acids. Lineage: Eukaryota; Metazoa; Chordata; Aves; Psittaciformes; Psittacidae.
CCACGCCCUGACGUUGUUUUUGGCAGCCACAGACCUUGUUCUGUGGCACGAGCUCGUCAUGGGCACUGAAGCCAGCGGGAGGAGAAACCCCGAACCCCGGCGUGCAAACCCAGCGGCUGGGGGCGGUGCGGGGCCGGUCCCGCUCCCUCCCUUCCUCAGUCCCACCAUGAGGCCGCGGCAGGCGGAGGUGUCGAUCCCGCUGCAGCCCCCCGGGGCGGGCGCGACCCCCGCAAGCGACCCCGUCGGGCAGCCCCGGGACUACGUGCUCUGGUCACUCUUUAACGUGCUGUUGGGCUAUGGACUGAGCUGCUUCGGCUGCUUCUGCUUCCCUGCGCUCAUCUACUCCAUCAAGGCCCGUGACUGCAAGGUACUGGGGGACGUGGAGGGUGCCCGGCAGCACGGUGCCCGUGCCAAGGCACUGAACAUCAUCUGCUCCGUGCUCCUGGUCCUCAUCCUGUUGGUCAUCACCAUCUGCAUCAUCGGUGCCAUCGUGUCCACCACCAUCUGAUCGCUGCGUGGCCACGGCCCUGCUUGCUGCCACCCCACAGGGUGCUGCUUUGUCCCCCGUAAUGCCCCUGCUUCAGGACACAGGGAGAGGAGCAGUGUCCCCUCGCUGCCUGCGCCCGCGGUGUCCCCCGCCACCGCCUGCAAGGGGACGGCUGAACCAGGUUGGGACACACGGAGACGAGCCCCAGAGUGCUGCUGGUGACCCAUGUACAGGUCACUGCUGCCACAAAUAAAGCUCGCGCUGCCAAAA